Messenger RNA from Lachancea dasiensis, 627 nucleotides. The record is from the annotation of a GenBank genome assembly. Lineage: Eukaryota; Fungi; Ascomycota; Saccharomycetes; Saccharomycetales; Saccharomycetaceae.
AUGUCAAGCCGUAAGAAGAACAUUUUGAAGGUAAUAAUACUAGGUGACUCAGGCGUUGGAAAGACCUCGUUGAUGCACCGAUAUGUGAGCGAUAAGUUUUCGCAGCAGUAUAAGGCUACAAUUGGAGCAGAUUUUCUCACAAAAGAAGUGACCAUGGAUGGCGACAAAGUAGCCACGAUGCAGGUCUGGGACACUGCAGGUCAGGAACGGUUCCAGUCACUUGGCGUGGCCUUUUACAGGGGCGCGGACUGCUGUGUAUUGGUGUACGAUGUGACGAAUGCAAAAUCCUUUGAAAACAUAAAGUCCUGGAGAGACGAGUUCUUGGUUCAUGCCAAUGUUUCAUCACCAGAUACCUUUCCAUUUGUCAUUCUGGGCAAUAAAUUGGAUGUUGAAGAGUCUAAGAAAGUCGUUAGUAACCGUGCUGCACAGGACAUGGCCAAAUCGCUGGGUAACGUUCCUCUAUUUCUAACCAGUGCAAAAGGCUCUAUUAAUGUGGACACAGCUUUUGAAGAAAUUGCCCGUAAUGCACUCCAGCAAAGCCAAGCGGAUGCAGAUGCAUUUGAAGACGAUUUUAACGACGCCAUUAAUAUCCAGCUCGACGGCGAGCCGAGCUCGUGCGGUUGUUGA